Molecule: messenger RNA, 3743 nt
Organism: Eufriesea mexicana
Lineage: Eukaryota; Metazoa; Arthropoda; Insecta; Hymenoptera; Apidae
Product: patched domain-containing protein 3
Exons: 15
Coding region: 840-3743 (967 amino acids)
Biological process (GO): transmembrane transport
Cellular component (GO): membrane
Molecular function (GO): transmembrane transporter activity
Source: RefSeq, a predicted model, not a curated record
UGGUCCUCGAGAACCAUUUUGAUCCUUCUUCUUCACAAUGGGUUUUGCUCUUUUAUGUCGAACAUUCGAGGAGAAAGUGAAUUCUAAGUGAAAAUCGAGCAAAGAAUGUAAAGUGCGCUCCAAUACUAAUAAUAUCGAUGAACGGUAUCGGAGUGACGGCAGUAAAUGUCAAGGACAUGUCGGAGAUAUUUCAAGUAUCAAAAGGUCUUUUGCAUCGCAUAACCAUCAACUUUCGAAGAAAAGCGUUAAUUAAUGGCAUAAGUGGGUCGACCGGGUAGAGUCAGUGCCAUGCUGUUCCAAAGAUCGGAUAUAAACUCGAUACCAGGUGACCAUCGAGCGAUUUCUGGUGAAACAGGAGUAAAUCGAACGAUUAUACUGGUACAUGGGACCGAUACCGUGCAUUCAUACAUUGGGCGGCACAAAUUGUUAGCAGAAAAACGCAUUGAAGAAGAACGCUGUGAAAGAAAUGAUAAACUAUAUUUGAUCGCGAGAUAGAUUCCAGCAGUGAAUUCCCUUUCUCGACACUCUCGAUGCGUGGUCCACAAUUAUGCUAAUCAUCCCGUAUAAAUCACACCUCUCCUCUAUUCAUGAUCACAUAAUAUCAAGAUGAAUGCAAAAAGCUCUCAACCGAGCAGCGUCAAUUAGUGAGAUAUUCUUUUACCCAAGACCUGAGAGGACAUUUAUGAAAUUACCGUCUUUGAUGUACUAAGAAACAGAAAGACCACUGAAAGCUCUUUUUGGGGGGAUUGUUCGUAAACUGACGUGGGUCCUCGAAUGAAACAAGUGUUGUGAAGCAUCGUAAACGAGCAGUCACGAAGACAAUAGGAGGGGUGACGACCAUGCUCCUCCUCAUCCUCCCGAUGGCAUCAGCCGCGAUCGUGCAAGCGAAGCUCCGGACCGAACGUUAUAUAAUUGUGGCAGAUUAUUUCCAGCGUUGGUCACAUGCAUGCUGCCACACUCGGCUGUGUGCUGACAAACGUUCUACCGCAGUGGACAUUCGGCCAUCGAACGACCUGAGCGUCGCAACCUCGAGGAUGGAACCGCAUCGAGAUGGAAACACCGGGAUCACGUGGAAACGACUGAAAGAGCUACUGCUAGAUUUUCAUUUAAAUUCAGAUCGUGUAUUUUAUCGUAUCGGCCUAAGCAUUGGACAAAAGCCCUGGCUAUGGCUGCUGGUAUGCUUCUGCAUAAAUUGUGUUUGCGCACCUGGACUGAUCUUCUGGAGAGAAGAAUUCGACGACAUAGAGCUCUUCGUGCCUGAAGACUCUGAGAUACGCAGCGAUGCCGCCUGGGUGAAGACACACUUCCGGGACGAUUUUCGAUACGAAAGUAUCAUCGUCACGGCCCCCAACAUUUUGGAGCCGGAAGUGCUGCGCUCGAUUAGCAAGAUAGAACAGAUAGUAAAAUCUGUCAUGGUGAAUAAUAGUACUUGGGAAGAUGUAUGUGCAGGAUACUUUACAUGGUUCAACGUGGACAACACGACGGACAUUUUCAAGGACCUUGAUAUCGCUGGAGAUAUCCUGGCUGAAUUAAAUAACACGGUGCUAAAAAAUGGAUGUAUAUAUCAAUCUAUCAUACAACUCUGGGAAACUAGUUUAAUGAAAGAUGUUCGUAAUUUGACGAAAAAAGAGAUACUCGAGGACGUAACCAAGGCGAUCAAACAGAAGAUCAACGAGAACGUCCUGUUAGAUAUCGCGCCCCUGCUUUCGGGUAUCUUCUAUGACAAGAAAGGCCGAGUUAAAGGCGCCAACGCAACGAUUCUGAAUUGGAUGCUGAAGAAAUCUCAUCCAAGCUCAGCUAAUUGGGAACUGGAAUUUAUACAUCGCGUUCUUCAUUCAAAUAUCACAUUUCCACCUGGAAUGGAAAUAUAUGCGAUAGCUUCACGAAGUUACAUAGAUUCUUUGCAUCAAAUAUUAAAUAGUAAUCUUACAGUAUUAUGUUGUGGAAUAUCCUUGAUAGCAGUCUACGUAAUGGUUAUGAUCGGAAAAUGCAACGCGUUAGAACAACGAAUUUAUUUGUCAAUAAUGGGAGUGUUUGUGGUUGGUCAGGCGAUAUUGUCCUCUUAUGGAGUAUGCUUCUACUUGGGUUAUUCUUACGGACCCAUACAUUCCAUCCUUCCAUUUCUGUUGCUCGGUAUUGGCGUCGAUAACAUGUUCGUGAUCAUGCAAAGUCUAGCGAGCCUCUCAGAAACUGAUCAGUCCGCGGCAAUUCCUAUACGUAUUGCUAAAACCAUUCAACAAGCUGGUAUGUCAAUCACAGUAACAUCUUUCACAAACAUAAUUGCGUUUGCCUUCGGCAUUACAACUGUGAUGCCUUGUCUCAGAUCUUUUUACGCAUUCGCUACAUUAGGAAUUUUAUUUUUAUACGUAUACGAAAUUAUAUUCUUCGUAAGCUGUCUUGUAUACGAUGAAAUACGACUCGAAGCACGCAAAGAUGGUUGCUUCUGUCGACCGAAACUAAAUUGGAAGCCCAAUGAAUGCAGUCAAAGAAACACUCAGCAGAUUAUCUUUGAGAAUUAUAUCGGUCCAGGAAUCACUAAAAUUACAGCGAAAAUAGUCAUUUUGCUAUUCACUAUUUGCUGCCUGUGCGUUAAUACAUGGGCAGUAUUUCAAUUGGAACAAAACUUCGAUCCUCUUUGGUAUUUAAAUCAAGACUCAUAUCCAAUUCAGUUUAACAACAAAUUAAAACAGUAUUUUCCGAAAUAUGGAAAACGAGCGGCAAUUUAUAUGACUGGCGUAGAUUAUUAUGAAGACCGUAAGUCUCUUUCUCAAUUGGUAGAAGCUUUGAGACACAAUCAGUUUAUUAACAAUGGUACCCUCGAGCCAUGGUUUAUUGCUUAUGAGAAGUGGCUUAACAUUACUGACAAAGGUGAUAUUGAGAGCAGAGAAGAAUAUUAUAAUAUUUUAACAGAAUAUCUACUUUUAACAAAAGAAGGUCAAGCAUAUAUUAAGGAUAUUAAUUUUGAUAAAGUACCGGCCGGAGAAUAUAAUAUAACGACGUCGCAAAUUCCGAUACAACAUAUCAUGAUUAAUACAACAUCAGCACAAAUACAAGCGAUGCAACUUAUUAGGGAAACAGUUCAAGCGACGAAUUUCUCUCAUGGACAUGACUAUAUUGCAAUCUUUUCAUCUGAUUAUGUUUCAUGGACGGCGAACAAAGUUAUAGGAGAAGAAUUGAUCAGGAAUUUAAGUUUAGAAAUACUGACCAUCGGAAUAGUAAUAUUGCUAUUCCUUAGAAAUUUACGAGCAUCGUUUUGGGUAAUUUGUUGCGUAUUUUUCACACUCAUUGAUUUAUUAGGUACUAUGUACUUUCUAAAUUUAACCAUCGAAAUGUCAUCAAGCAUCAUGAUAUUAUUAUGUGUGGGGUUGGCGAUCGACUAUGCCGCGCACAUGGGAUUAGAGUUUAUACGUGCAAAGGGCAACAAAAAAGAACGUGCAAUAGAAACACUUUCUAUCAUUGGCCCAGCUGUGUUUAAUGGAGGUUUGAGUACAUUCCUAGCAUUCGUUUUACUAGGUUCUAGUGAAGCUUAUAUAUUCAAUACUUUUUUUAAGUUAUUCACGUGUGUAGUAAUAUUUGGUCUAUUUCACGCACUAUUAUUUUUACCAGUAAUUUUAAGCAUAGUGGGUCCUGAAGAGAGAGUAACCAAAGAGAAAAAAGAAACUGUUGUGCGAGAGCAUAAUGGAUAUUGUAAUGUUCCUUUAUCUCAAAAUGAGAAAGACUCAGGAACUGGAACUGCCAAAUAA